Messenger RNA from Drosophila albomicans, 7419 nucleotides. Its product is annotated as adenylate cyclase type 6. Gene Ontology annotation, molecular function: adenylate cyclase activity. NCBI's taxonomy places the organism in Eukaryota, Metazoa, Arthropoda, Insecta, Diptera, Drosophilidae. Gene Ontology annotation, biological process: adenylate cyclase-inhibiting G protein-coupled receptor signaling pathway; adenylate cyclase-activating G protein-coupled receptor signaling pathway; intracellular signal transduction. Bases 272 to 5773 code for a protein of 1833 amino acids. Gene Ontology annotation, cellular component: plasma membrane. The record is from RefSeq and is a predicted model, not a curated record. The transcript has 29 exons.
ACGUGGCCAACGGGAAAACAUCGAACAGUGAAAGCGUUUAACACGCUUCGUUUUUGCCAAGUGAAAAGCGUUUCGGGGCACAUUUGAACACCAACAAAAAAAAAACAAAAAAAAAAGAAAAGCAAAGAAAAACAAAUGUAGCAAGGCCGCGCUUCAAUCUGUAUACACACAAUGUACAAAUAAAUAAUCAUAUCAAAGGCGGACGGACCAAGCGUAAACGAGGAUUCACUGUAACAGCUAAAGUUGUGGCUGCCACACGAAACUGAAGACAAUGAGCGCCACGGGCGGCAGCAGCAAUGGAGGCGGCAGCGGAGGAGCAGGAGCUGGCGGAGGGGUCAACGCAGCUCCUGCUGGCGGAGGAGGAAGCAAUGCCACGCACAUCUUUCGCUCGCUGUCAUCGGAAAGCCAAAAGCGCGAAUGGUCGAAGCGUCUGUCAUUGCGUGGCAUGCGACAUGGUGGAGGAGGAGGAGUAGGAGGAGGCGCCACCGCUGGAUUGGCAACCAGCAAGGAGGAGAGUGCGGCAAGUGGCACGGCGAGUGGCACAGCGAGUGGGGCAAGCAAGCAUCGCAAGUUCUUUAGCCGAUCCGCCUCAUUGAAGCAGGCGGGCAGCGGCAGCAGCAGGCAAACCUCCAUGGAAUUGCAUGUGCCCGGCCAGCACUCGGCCGGAGGAGCUGGCUCACCAGCCGGUCCGGGACAGCCACAAACACAGCCAUCAACGCCAAAGAAAUCCAAUUGGGAGGUGAUCGAACAUUUCAAUACCAGCGCCAAGGGAGGCAAGGCGAUGGUGAGCAGCAGCCUGAUUGCGGCUGGCAUCACGCGCUGCAACAUCGAUGAGUCCAUUGAUUCGACCAACUCGAGUUCCACCUGCCACAGCCCAAUGAUCUAUCAACGCGACGAGGCGCAAUUGCUGCAGCAAUCUGAUGGCGGCGAUGGUCGCAGCAAUGUGGAGGCGGCAAAUAAUCCCAGCACCUCGGGCACUGCGGCAAGUCCGAGCAUCUCGUUUUGGUAUCGCCUCAACCGCAUCAUUCUGCGUCUCUGCUCGACGCAUCAGUUUAAGAACCUGCAGGUGGAAAUGCUCUAUCAGCGUUAUUUUUUGCGCAUGAAUCAGAGCAACACAACGCAUAUACUGGCGCUGUUGCUAACGCUCAUCCUGGCGUUGUCCUGCACGCAUAUUGUCUUCACCACGCUGCAACUGCGACGCAGCUUUGUGCCAGCCACAACGGCCGACAUACGAUUGGAACGUCUAACCAUCGAAGGCAGCGUCGAGAAUUUGACACACGCCACAACUUCGACGCCAACGCCAACUCCAACUACGGUGUCGAUGCCAACUUCAACGGCAGCAGCAUUGCCACAAAUUGCAAAUGGCAACGAAUUGGGGCAACUUCGCAUGCUGAUGGCUAACUAUGGCGGCGCAUCGGGCAGGCGGCAGAAGCGUAAACAUUAUCGACGCCAGCACAAGCAUCGCUACAAGCCGCAGCAGCAUCGAGUCAGAUACAAACUGCGUGCCAAGCGUGCCCUGGAGCAGGAGCAUCAGCAUCAUCGUCACCACUCGACUGUUGACAUUGCCCAGCUGAAUGCGGCCUCAUCUCUGGCUCUUGAUGAUGAUGCUGUUGAUGUUGCUGAUGGCAUAAAACGCAUUACCAAUUCGCGCAACAACAAUGAAAGCCAACGGCAUCAGGCACGUGAUGAAGUGCUCAAUCUGACGCCGUUUGAUAGAUCCAACAACAACAACAACAACAGCAACAACGGCAGCAACAAGGAUGAAGGACAGGACGAGGAGCAGCUGACUGGACUAUUUGGUUUAGCAGAUAAUUUCGACACUUCAUUGGAUUACGCACACAUGCUGCUCGCGCUGAUUGUGCAAAUCGAUGAGUCUGUGCUCGUUUUCCUCAUUGUCAUGCUAAUCUGUGCCAUUGUCUAUGCAUUUCUACUCUGCAUACUCUCCAAGCCGGCCAUGAACGAAAUCUUUCUGGUGCUUGUCUCCUAUGUCAUAUUGGGCACGUUUCUGGCCAUCGAAAUAGCCGUUAGCUAUGCCAUGCAACCCAGCAAAUCAUUCAAUGGCAGCGCCUGCUGUAUUGUGCUCAUCUACAUGACGUAUACGAUGUUGCCGCUGCGUUUGCGUGAGUCGCUCAUCGGUGGCAUGCUGCUUAGUGGCACGCAUUUGUACACAUCUCUGCACACACAAUACGUAAGCGAGGAGCUUCAACUCGAAGGACAACGCGAACAGAUGUCACUGCGCUGGCAGGAGUUGCUGUGCACGUGCAUCGCUCUGCUCUUGGCCAACCUAACAGGCGUCUACACACACUGGCCCAAGGAGAAGGCUCAACGCAAGGCGUUUAUCGAGACGCGACAAUGCAUCGAGGCGCGUCUGCGGACACAGCGCGAGAAUCAGCAGCAGGAGCGACUGCUGCUCUCGGUGCUGCCGCGACAUGUUGCCAUGGAGAUGAAGGACGAUAUUGCGGGCCAGCCACGUGACACGCAGUUUCAUAAGAUUUACAUACAGCGCCACGAGAAUGUGAGCAUUCUCUUUGCGGACAUUUGCGGUUUCACGAGCCUCUCGGAUCAGUGCACGGCCGAGGAGUUGGUGCGUCUGCUGAACGAACUCUUUGCACGCUUUGAUCGAUUGGCUGCGGAGCAUCAUUGUUUGCGCAUUAAGCUGCUCGGCGAUUGUUAUUAUUGUGUCUCCGGUUUGCCGGAGCCUCGGCCGGAUCAUGCUCACUGUGCUGUGGAAAUGGGACUCGAUAUGAUAGACGCCAUAGCUUUGGUGCGAGAGGUAAUGGCCGUGAAUGUGAACAUGCGAGUGGGCAUCCACACUGGACGAGUGCAUUGCGGCGUAUUGGGUCUGGUCAAGUGGCAGUUCGAUGUCUGGUCCAACGAUGUAACGUUGGCUAACCACAUGGAGAGCGGCGGCAUUCCCGGACGCGUGCACAUCACCAAAGAGACGCUCAAGUGCUUGGAUGGCGACUACGAGGUGGAGGAGGGCAAGGGCAACGAACGCAACUCCUAUCUCAAGGAUCAUCAGAUCGAAACGUAUCUCAUAGUGCCGGGAGAUAUCUACAGACCACACAAAAAGUCGCGCAAUCGUCUCCAAGUCAACGGCAACAUCUCGAAGGAGCUGCGCAUGAUGGGCCAUGGCACCGCACAGAAACACACCUCCAAAUUUGGUUUCGGAGAUAGCGCGGAGAGCACCAAGGAUCCCGAGGAUGAGGUCAACGAGUAUCUGAUGCGUGCCAUCGAUGCACGCAGCAUCGAUCAUCUGCGUGCAGAACAUUGUCAAUCGUUGUUGCUGCGCUUUAAGAGUGCAGCAUUAGAGCGUAAGUACGCCAGCGAACCGGAUCGCAUGCUCUGCGUUUAUUUCUAUUGCAGUCUGCUCGUCUUGUUGGGCACUUCUGUGAUGCGUUUUGCAGUCUUUGAGAAUUCCACGCUCUGUCUGGUUCUCUCCUUUGGCGCCUUGCUGCUUUUGGGCUCGAUGGUCUUCUUGGUUGCCUGCCAUCAAAUUAAUGUUCAGCUGCCCAUCGUGGUGAAGCGCUUCUCACGUCACAUUCACAGCAAUCGGACGUGGUCGCAGUUCUUUGCCCUGUCGACGGUUGGACUGAUUGUUUUGACCACGUUGCUGGCCAUGUUGCAGGAAUCGUCACGACAGCUGGAACUGCGGCACGAGGAGUGGCUCCGGUUGCCACUGAAUAGCACACAGUUGCAACAGGAGUUGCACGAACUGGUUGCCGACUGUGAUUUCUACUUGGCCUACAAUACAUUCCUGCUGCUCACGCUGCUCUCGAUGAUGUGCUGUGCCACGUACCAAGUGCUGCGCAUUCUGCUGAAGCUGCUCCUCUUGCUGCUUGCCGCAUUCAGUUACAUGGCCUGCUCCAGCUAUUUGUAUGCAAGCAGCAGGGAAAUGAGCCUCGACUUGGCGAAUGAGGAAGCCUUGCUGCGCUACAUAAUUGAUUCAAUCUUCCUAUUUGCAUUUAUGCUCGCCCUAAUCUUCCACAGCCAUCAGACCGAGGCCACAUACCGUCUGGACUUCAUCUGGAAGCUGCAGGCAACGGAGGAGAAAGAGGAUAUGGAGCAUCUACAGGCUUAUAAUCGUAAACUGCUCGAAAACAUUUUACCAGUGCAUGUUGCCGAGCACUUUUUGAGCCGCGAAAAACACCUCGAUGAUCUGUACCACGAGCAAUGCGAUUCGGUCUGCAUCCUGUUUGCCAGCAUACCAAAUUUCUCCGAGUUCUACGUGGAACUCGAGGGCAACAACGAGGGCGUCGAGUGUCUGCGACUGCUCAACGAGAUUAUCGCCGAUUUCGAUGAGCUGCUCAGCGAAGAGCGUUUCCGCUGCAUUGAGAAAAUCAAGAGCACUGGCGCCACUUACAUGGCUGCCUCGGGGCUGACGGUGAACACCUGCGACCAGGUGAACUUCAGUCAUGUCACCGCCAUGGCGGACUAUGCGCUGCAGCUCUUCGACAAGAUUGAGGAGGUCAACAUGCAUUCCUUCAACAACUUUCGUAUGCGCAUAGGCAUCAACAUUGGCCCAGUGGUCGCUGGUGUGAUUGGCGCCUGCAAGCCACAGUACGACAUCUGGGGCAACGCGGUGAAUGUGGCUUCGCGGAUGGACUCGACGGGACUCGUGGAUCACAUACAGGUGACCCAGGAGAUGCAGCAGAUACUCGAGUGCCGCGGCUUCGAGCUCACCUGUCGCGGCAGCGUCAAUGUCAAGGGCAAGGGCUCCAUGAUAACCUACUUUCUCAAAGGCAAAGCGCCAUUGCCCACCGAAGCCGCAGCUCCCAUCGCUGCAGCUGUGGAACAGCAGCCACCAAAGAGUCUACCAUUGACCACAGCUCCGCCAGAGACCAAGGAAAUCGAGGCAGUGGCUGCCACUCCGGUGCCGACGCCUGAUGAAGACGAUGACAUUGAGGACGACAUCGAUCUCAACUCGAAUAUGCAAAACUUGACAGCGCAGCGUCGCAAGUCGCUCUGCAGACAGCACAACAUCUCAUCAUCCUUUGGCACCACGGUCAGCAGCUCUACGGGUAUCACGCCCAGCAUAUCGAACAGUUCCAGUGUGGUCACCAUUGGCGCUUUGCCUGCUUUGCUAAGGAACUCAAAUGCAGCGAAUGCCGAGAACUGUGUGACGCCCACAGCGCCACCCAAAACAUUGGUCACCGAACUCAAAGAGGAAAUCACACAGAGCACGUUGAAGGACUCGAUUGAGAAUCUCGAGAUACUGCUAAAGAACAACAUAAGUUUAUCGGAUUUGAGCAAUAAGCAGCAGCAGAAUCUACGUGGCGAACUCGUCUCCACAUCCACCUGCAGCUCGGCGACAACAACGCUGCGCAAACGCGACACAAUCGUUAGUUUCAAUGUGAUCGAAACGUUGACAACAACUGCGGCUUAUUCGCAGCAACAACGCAAGCGACGCUCAGUGACCACCAUGGCAGCGAGUUGCACCACGACAACCACACGAUUGCUGUCUAAUGAGAGCCAGAGCUCCACUCAAACGGCGCCUGGCACGUUGGAGAGCAGCGGAGCAGCCGAUGGCAGUGCUGUGGUGUUGUUGCCAACUGCAACAAGCGAUUGGCAGCCACGCACUACGAGCCUCGAACCGAAUCGAAGUCCCAUCAAGACGUCGCAAUCGAUGAGUCCCAUUGGGUUGGCCAGCGAGGUGUUUGUCCUGCCCAACAGUCGCAGCAUGAUCUUGAUCAGCAGCAACAGCAGUGGCAGCAACAGCAAUGGCACAGCGAAUAGUCCUCGCGCAGGAUUGCUGCAGGAUGUGAGCACGUAAAGCGCUAAGAAUCUUCUUGUAAAUAUGUACAGAAUGGAUAAACAGAAAGAGAGAAAGAGAGCGCCCAGCUAGUAAUCAGUAUUUUUCCCACACUUGAAAUGAUCUCGCAUUUAAGCAUCAAUAUAUUGUUGUUCCUUGUUGUUCCUUUAACACUUGUAGCGAGCGAGUACAGGGUAGAAUUUAAUUUCAACCUCAACAUGAACUGCAUAUCACACGCAAAGUAAGUACGAAAGCAAUUUUGCACCACACAAUUUUUGGGUACCAAGCAACACAACCACUGAACACACACUAGAUACGAAGAUAGUUUUGAUGUAGCUUGUAAGCGGGAGGGACACGAGGGAACGGGUCAAAGGUUCCUAUGUAGCAUUAAAGGCAACACGAGACGAAACUGCAUAAAGAGAAAGCAACGCAAAGUGUAGCACAGAAACUGAAUUUAAAAGCGAAAAUUAAUCAAUUACAGGGUAUGCCAAGUCGAACAAGCACACGCAAAUAUUAACUACAAAGAAACUAAAAUAAUAAUAUAAAACAGUUUAUCGAAACUAACUGUCAAUUCUUAGAGCAAAAGCAGACGAAAGGCUGUUCCGAAUUACACUUUCGAUUCAAUUGCGAAAAUCUACAUUUUACCCAAGUUCCCCAAAAUAAGUUGAUUGUGUAACUCGGAACAGCCUGCACAAAAAAGGCUGUUCCAAAUUACACUUUCGUUUCAAUUGUGCAAAUCUACAUUUUAUCUAGACUUCCAUAUGUAGAAGAUUGUGUAUUUCAGAAAAGUAGGAAACAAUUUUACUUUUUAAAUUUUCCUAAAUUAGUUGAUUGUGUAAUUCGGAACCGCUUGCACAAAAAUGAAAAUAGAUUUAUUUAAACAAUACAUUCAACUAAAAAGCAAAGUUGUUAAUUAUGCUUUAUGUGUAUGUUAAAACGAUUAUCAAAUGUAAAAUGUAUGUGUGCGAGUGUGUGGAUGAAUGCGUCUCAAUGUUGCUGAAAUCAACACUAAAUUUAAUGUUUAAACAAAGCGUAUUUAACAAAUAUACAUACAUAUUAUAUAUAUAUAUUACGAUAUAACUUCAACGGAACAAAACCAAAGAAACAAAAACCAAAAAACACAAAAAAAAAUCAAUUCUUGCUGUGAUUUCUAUUGUAAAAUUAAAAUGUAUAGAUUAUUUUAUGGACUUGUGAUUUGUGUUAACUUAGUUUUAGUUGGAAUAACUCGAAAACUCGACAACUGUUUGCAGGCGUGUUCUAAAAAGCAAUUUCGCAAAUUUCGGUUUUAGAUACGAAAACAAAGUUUAAGUUCAAAUAAUUUUCUACACUUUAUGGCGGUUUCAAGCACUUGGCGAUUGCUAGGCGAAAUUGAUAAUGAGAACACGCCUGCAACUUUUAUUACGACACCUCUUUGACUAGCGCAGAAUUUAACUACUAUAAUUUAACUAAGUUUUCUACCAUUUAGAUCGGCUAUCGUAGGACUAAAUAUAUAUAUAUGAGAUAUGAUAUAUGUGUAAAAUGGUAUAUUGAAGUACAAUUGUGUCAAUUUAAGUGAAAGAAACAAUGUUAAAUGUAUUUAUUGUAUAAUGUAUUGUACGAGUACUCGUAGUUUGCUGUUUCGGUUAAGGUUAAGGUUGAAUUCAAUGUUUAUUAAAUGUGUCGCAAAU